UGGCGCCUUCUGGUUAAAAUCCCCAACACUUGCAUUCAAAUUUUCCGUAUCCUGUCUCCCUCUUCCCUCGGUUGUGUGCUGCAGAAUCAAGGGCAAGCAAUGUUCGGAGGUCAAGCUGCAUCGACCCCGGCAUUCGGAACUCCAUCUGCUACUCAGGCAUUUGGAGCGCCAUCUUCUACUCCGGCCUUCGGAACUCCAUCUACUACUCCGGCGUUUGGAACGCCGUCGACGCCUUCAUUUGCCACGGUAGGCUUCGGCUCCUCUCUAUUUUCAACUCCAUUCUCCUCUCAGCAGCAACAGCAACAGCAACAGCAACAGCAGCAGACUCCGUUGUUUCAGCAGCAGACUCCGUUGUUUCAGCAGCAACCUUCUGCUGGUUUCGGUUUCCAGACUCCCUUUGCCACCCCGCAGCCGAAUCCUUUCCCCAAUGCUCAAUUGACAACUCAGAUGGCUCCUGUGGCUCCUCUCCCUUUCUCUCUCGCCGAUCGCGACAUUCAAGCGAUUGUUGAUGCUUACAAGGAAGACCCUGCGAACCCUAAGUACGCUUUUAAGCACUUGUUGUUUAGUGUGACUGAGCCACAGUUUAGGGUGAAGCCCCCUGGUGUAUCAGAUAUCAUGUGGGCGGAAGCUAUUGGGAAACUGGAGGGUAUGGAUGGCACUGAUCGAGAACGCUUAUGGCCUCAGCUUGUUCAAGGCUUCAAGGAUCUUUCCAACCGAUUGAAGCUUCAAGAUGAAGUCAUUCUUUCUGAUGCUGAGAGGUUGCGAAUGACUCAGAGCAAUGUUAAAAUGCUUCAAAGGCAUUUCCAAGCUGAAACUCUUCCUUGGAUCGAAAGAAUGAGACAAAAGGAGCAAAGUCUUCAAAGACGCCUUUUAAGGGUAAUGAGAAUAGUGGAAGCACUGGAGGGUAAGGGUUGCCGGUUGCCCAUAAUGAAAGGAGAAGCUGAAUUGGCUGAAAAGUUGGCAGGAAUAACAAGACAGUUGAAAGGAUCUGGAGCAGAACUUUCUAGGAGGGUUCAGAACCUGCUUACCAUAUCUCGGAUUCAAGCAAAUUCCAUCAGUACUGGUGGUUCUUUUUAUCUUCCUGGAUCAACCAAAAUACACGAUCAGAGCCUUGCUGAUAUGCAGGAGGUCCUACAACAGCAGACGGAGGCCAUAGCAAGGCUUGGCAGUGUAUUGAAGCGAGAUAUAAGGGACAUGGAUAUAAUAAUGUCUGAGGACACAGAGAUGACAGAGGAAGGGAGCUAGGGAAGUUGACAGGCAGUACUCGGUGAUUCUUGUGUUUUUUUUGUUCAGCCGUUGGAUCUAUUUAGGGAUAAAGUAUUAUUAUUGAGUUCUUGAACCCAAACCUUUCUUCUGGUAGAAGAAUGCCAGGAUCUGGUGCAAAGGUCAUUUUGAAUGAUCUGCUUUGAGCUCUUGUUCUUUUUGUUUUCGGUGAAAGACAAAUUCAUUGAUCAACCAAAAGGAGAAACAGCUGACUUGCAUACAGCUAAAAAAAGCUGGGCCUUCAAAGCUCUAGCAACAAGGUGGGUAACUGAGUUAGAGUCUCUAUUAUCUCAAUACAGCUAAAAAAAGAAGCCCAUAAAGAUUUAGCUUCAGCUGUAUUACCGUACAGCUUUUAACAGCUUCAUAAUUCUGUUUUUCCAAACAGAGUUAGCUGGUAGCCUACGCCAUCGUUGUAUUAUUUUAUUUCUAUUUCUUUUAGCUCAGGUUUUACUUGCAUUUUACUGUUUUAACAUAAAUACAUUGCCUUACAAUA
Messenger RNA from Carica papaya (papaya), 1756 nucleotides. RefSeq names its product nuclear pore complex protein. Lineage: Eukaryota; Viridiplantae; Streptophyta; Magnoliopsida; Brassicales; Caricaceae. Gene Ontology annotation, cellular component: nuclear pore; nuclear pore central transport channel. The record is from RefSeq and is a predicted model, not a curated record. Gene Ontology annotation, molecular function: structural constituent of nuclear pore. Gene Ontology annotation, biological process: protein localization to nuclear inner membrane; NLS-bearing protein import into nucleus; nuclear pore organization.